Molecule: messenger RNA, 642 nt
Organism: Eremothecium sinecaudum
Lineage: Eukaryota; Fungi; Ascomycota; Saccharomycetes; Saccharomycetales; Saccharomycetaceae
Gene: YSA1
Product: ADP-ribose diphosphatase
Exons: 1
Coding region: 1-642 (213 amino acids)
Biological process (GO): ribose phosphate metabolic process; nucleoside phosphate metabolic process
Cellular component (GO): cytosol; nucleus
Molecular function (GO): ADP-ribose diphosphatase activity
Source: RefSeq, a predicted model, not a curated record
AUGAGUUCAAGUUCUGAUAUCAUAGAAGAAGCACUAACUCAAUCGCAGGUUGUUUCUAAGGAAACUGUAACCGAUGCCUCCACAUGCAAAUGGAUUGGUUUAACAAAAAUCAAGUAUAAAGACCCUAAUAACGUCAUAAGGGAAUGGGAAAUGGCGGUGCGUAAAUCUACCGCAUCGAUUGGAAUAGAUGGUGUAGCAAUUAUUGCAAUUGUGAUUCAUCCAGACCGCGCUCCCCGCCUUCUUCUUGUAAAACAGUUUAGACCACCUCUUGAAGGCCUAUGUAUAGAAUUACCAGCUGGCUUGAUAGAUGAGGGAGAAACAGCCGAGGAGGCAGCUAUGAGAGAAUUGAAAGAGGAAACUGGAUAUAGGGGUACUGUGAAAUCUGUUGGCAAGACAAUAUAUGCAGACCCUGGAUUUACCAAUACGAAUUUAGUAACAGUUACCGUGGAAAUUGAUGAGACCUUGCCGGAGAAUCAGCAUCCGAAGCAGCAUUUGGAGGAGAGUGAAUUUAUCGAGUGCUUAUUCGCUCCCCUUAACGGCUUGGCUGCAGAAUUGAGUAGUUUAGAAAAAGGGGGCUGCAAAAUAGAUGCUAGGUUGUCCAGUAUUGCUGAAGGGUUUGAAUUAGCUAGAUCAUACUUCUAG